CAGGUCAGCAUCAAAGAUCUCCAAGGGGAAAUGGAAGCGUAGCUGUGCAGCAAGCUGGACUCGCACAAUUAUCAAAGAUGAAGGUGAAAAGGUGAUGGUCUUUGGAUUUUUUUGGAUCAUUCUGUGACAGGUUUUUUUUUUGAGGACCGAGUGCGUCUUCAAAAUGUACCUGUCACAGAGUGAUCCAACAAAAUCCAAAGACCAUCACCAAGUGGCAGAAUUUUUGCCUUGAUGCAGUGAUGCCGAAUGAAAUGCCAAAUAAAAUGCCGAUUGUGUCACUGGCAUUCCAGCUAUGGAUGAAUGUGUUGCUCUUGAAAUGUGGCUCGGUGAGGUUCGCAAACGAACUUUCACCUGGCUGUAGUCUCAUCCUCCAAGUUUAACAUCUUGGGAUGUCAGCAUAUGGCAAGCCAAAAUGAGGAAUGUACGAAAUCAUGUAUUCUUGGGGGAGUCACAAUUUUCAGCCAAACAAGAGAUCAACGAGUCAAUACCGCGCGUUCCCAAACACGUGUGCUGACUUUCUCGGUGUGGGUGAAAGGUGCAAGCCCAGAGGACAAGGGAAGGACAAAGAUCAUGAAGAUCCAAGAUCCCAACGCGGCUUUGAAUUUGACAGCACUAGGAGUGCAGGGGGAAAUUGAGAUCCUGUGUCUUUGCUGCCACACCAUCAGGGACUUGAAUGGCAGCAAAGUGUCACGACAUGGCCACGAAAAUCCUGCUACCAGGGAAGGCACAGACUCGAAGAUCCAUAAAGAUCCUAUAGUCUACAGACAAACUAUGCAAGAUCAGCUGCAGCAUUGUUCAGGAACAUCAAGCGCCGGAGGCAUGACCUCCAGAAAGGACAGCUGCCGCUGGGAUCAGCUGGAGCUGUGA
This is a messenger RNA of Cladocopium goreaui, 867 nucleotides long. The record is from the annotation of a GenBank genome assembly. NCBI's taxonomy places the organism in Eukaryota, Dinophyceae, Suessiales, Symbiodiniaceae.